Messenger RNA from Gopherus flavomarginatus (Mexican gopher tortoise), 4443 nucleotides. RefSeq names its product immunoglobulin superfamily containing leucine rich repeat (gene ISLR). The transcript is spliced from 2 exons. Lineage: Eukaryota; Metazoa; Chordata; Testudines; Testudinidae. Bases 313 to 1581 code for a protein of 422 amino acids. Gene Ontology annotation, molecular function: protein binding. The record is from RefSeq and is a predicted model, not a curated record.
GCCUCCCUACCCAUACAUCCACAAAGACAAUGCUGGGCAAAUAAACUGUUUGUAAAUACACCAGGAAUAAGGGUACAACUGUUGUAGGACCAAUAGCAAAGACUAUUGCUUCUCCCUAAGGCAUGCAACCAGCAAAAGGUGAUUGUGCUUUCUUUGGCACUUUUUUUUGCCACGGCAGAGUUGUGUGGGUAUUUUUAUUAUUAACAUUUUUGGACUGUGUGACUCUGACAGGACCCAGAACAAUGUUUACAGAGUUUGCCUUGAACUGAUUUGCUCUGGAAGCCAGAAGGGGAAGCAGCAAAAAGAGGAGAAAUGAUGGGUCCAUUUCUCUGCCUGUGGAUUGCAACUUUCUUUGCGGUGAGCCAGGGCUGCCCGGAGCCCUGCACUUGUGUAGAAAAAAAAUAUGGCCGCCAGCUGGCAGAAUGUGCUUACAGAGGUCUCCAGGCGGUUCCCACAGGGCUGCCCUCCAAUGUGACCACCCUCACCCUGUCUGCCAACAAGAUCACCUCCCUACAGCAGAGCUCCUUUCUGGAUGUCACCCAGGUACAGUCACUGUGGCUGGCGCAUAAUGAAAUCUGUGCCAUUGAGGAAGGCACCUUUGCCAGGCUGCUGCAUUUGAAAAACAUAGACCUCAGCCAUAACCAGCUUGUAGACUUCCCCUGGGGGGAUCUGUACAACCUCAGUGCCCUGCAGCUGCUGAAGAUGAACAACAACCAGCUUGUGAAGCUACCCUGGGAGGCCUUCCACACCCUGAAAAACCUGAGGUCCCUGUGGAUCAAUGACAACAAGUUCACCACCAUCGCCCAGGGCACUUUUGAUGCCAUGAGUUCACUGUCCCAGUUGCAGAUCUACAACAACCCAUUGAACUGCACCUGCGGGCUCCUGUGGCUGAAGACCUGGGCUGAGAACACCCUGAUCUCCAUCCCCAAGAGGGACUCCAUCAGCUGUGCAGCCCCGGACAGCCUCAGAGGCAUCCCAUUGGGGAAGAUCCCUAACCUUCAAUGUACACCUCCCUCUGUUCAGCUGACGUACCACCCCAACCUGGCCAACACCAUGCUAUAUGAUGGGCUCAUGCUCAUGCUGCACUGCAGUGUCACAGGCAGCCCCCAGCCAGAGAUUAGGUGGGAGAUCCAGACCUCCAGCCAAGAAACAGAGAUAAAUGAGCCCAAUGUGGAAAGAGAUGGGAAUGAUCUAUCUGCUGGGGGCUCCAAGCAGAAUGCAGAGAGCUUUCUGCUCUUCAAGAAUGGCACCCUGGUCAUCCCCAACUUCAGCAACCAAGAGGAAGGGACCUACACCUGCCUGGCCACCAACGAGGUUGGUACUCGCGAGGUGUCAGUCAACGUGGCAUUGGCCAAUUCAGAGAACACAGUGGAAGAUCUGCUCAGAAACAAUCUUGCAACCAGUAAGCUUGGAGCCAAACACUGCAACAAGGAAGCCCAAGCCAAUUCCUCCAAGGCUGGAGAAAAGCUUGUGAUCAUUUACCGUGUUGCUGCAGGGAUGGGGAGCAAUGAUGGAGGCACUCUUCUGGAGUCACAUCUCUGGGCUUGCAUGCUCUGUUUAGUCAUUUUCCUUUACUGUUAAGGGAAAUGCCAAAGGUUUCUUUGUAUUUCUGUAUCAUUUAUAUUGACAUAGUGUCACGCAUGCACUGAGCUGCUGGGAGCUGUCUGAGGCACUAAUCAAAGCUGGGGCUGAGAUGCAGAAGCCAGAUGUGACUUUCAAACCUUCCUUCACCCCCUAGUUUGGUGGCAUUCAGGAACAGGUGCUUGGUUCAGCCAACUGUAUUAAACAAGCCGGCUGGGAAACCUGAUCCAGGAUCCCAACCGCACCUGCAAGUGUAAAGUGUUCAGAUCUGCAGGCAGGGGUUGAUUUCAACUCAUCUUUGGAAUGAUUGUGCUGUUUCAGGAUUAAUGGCAACACUGGUGCAAUAACCCCUAUCUGGCAUGACCCAGCUUUAAACUAUUUUUUAUUAGUUGUACAGUGUGCAAUGAUGGGUGAACCCUGGAACAGAUCCAGAGGUUUGGUUCAGGUAGAAGCCAAUAACAUCCUUUCAUCUACCUUCAUUAGGGGACCUAAGUUCACCUCUGAAUGGUAAUACCAGAUGGCUAAACAGCUGGCACCUUCAUCAACCAAUCAGGUGCUUCCUUUCAAAUUAUUACUCAGUCAGUUUGUAAGCUCCUAGAUGAUAAUAUGAUUGUAAGGAAUAGCCAGCAUGGUUUUGCCAAGAAUAAAUCAUGCCAAACCAACCUAAUUUCAUUCUUUGAGAGGGUUACUGGCCUAGUGGAUGCAUGGGGGAGCAGUAGACAUGAUAUAUCUUGAUUUUAGUUAGGCUUUUGACACCAUCUCACAUGACAUUCUCAUAGGCAAAUAUGGUCUACAUAAAAUUACUAUAUGGUGGGUGCACAAUUGGUUGAAAGAUCAUUCUCAAAGGAGUUAUCAAUGGUUCACUGUCAAACUGGGCAGGCAUGUUUACUGUGCCCUGCAGUGGUCGGUCUUGCAGAGGUCAGUCCUGGAUUCACUACUAUUCAAUAUUUUCAUUAGUGACAGGUAAUGGGAGUGAAGAGGAUGCUUAUAAAAUUUGCAGAUGAAACAAAGCUCAGAGAUGUUGCAAGCACUUGGGACAGCAGGAUUAGAAUUCAAGACUACCUUGAAAAAUUCAGAGAACUGUCCUGAAAUCUACAAGAUGAAAUUCAAUAAAAACAAAGUGCAAAAUACUUCACUUAGGAAGGAAAAAUCAAAUGCACAGCUACAACAUGGGGAAUAACUAGCUAGACAGUCAUUGCUGAAAAGGGCCUGGAAGUUAUACUGGAUCACAAAUUGAAUACAAGUCAGUGUGAUGCAGCUGUGAAAAGUCUAACAUCAUUCUGAGGUGGACAAACAGGAGUGUCAUGUGGAAGGCACUCAGCACCGGGCAGGCCUCAGCUGGAGCACUGUGUUCUGUUCUGGCACCACACUUUAAGGAAGAUUUGGCAAACUGGAGAGAGUCUAGAGCAGAGCAACUAAAAUGAUCGCAGCUUUAGCAAACCUGCCCUGUGCAGAAAGGUAAAAAACCUGGACAUGAGAAAAUAAGAUAGAGGGAGGUGGGGACUGAGAACAGUUUUCAUGGAAUCAUAGAAGAUUAGGGUUGGAAGAGACCUCAGGAGGUCAUCUAGUCCAAUCUCCUGCUCAAAGCAAGACCUUUCAAAUAGGUUAAAAGCUGUUAUAAAGAGGACAAUAAUCAAUUAUUCUUCAUGUCCUCAGAAGGUAGGAUAGUAAAAAAAACUAAACAGAAUUAUAGCUUAUUAGGGUUCAAAGGGACCUCAGGAGAUUGUCUAAUCUAGCCCCCUGCUCAAAGUAGGACCAAUCCCCAACUAAAUCCCCAAAUGGCCCCCUCAAGGAUUGAACUCACAACCCUGGGUUUAGCAGGCCAAUGUGCAAACCACUGAGCUAUUCCUCCCCCCAUGUAAGAUGCUUAAAUCUGCAGUAAGGGAGAUUUAGGUUAGACAUAAGGGAAGACUUUUAGCUAUAAGGGGAGUUAAGUUCUGGAACAGGCUCCAAGGGAUAGGGUGACCAGACAGCAAGUGUGAAAAAAUCAGGACAGAGGGUGGGAGUAAUAGGAGCCUGUACAAGAAAAAGACUCAAAAAAAUCAGGACUGUCCCUAUAAAAUUGGGACAUCUGGUCACCCUACCAAGGGAGGUUGUGGAAUCCCCAUCAUUGGACAUUUUUAAGCACAGGCUGGACAAACCCCUGUCAGGAAUGGUCUAAGUUUACUUGAUCUCAGUGCAAGGGGUUCAAUUUAAUGACCUCUCAAGGUCCAUUCGAGCCCCACAUUUCUAUGAUUCUAGAAUACCAUCUUCAUAUUAAUAAGAGCCUAAGGGUGAAUGGCUGAAUGGAAAACCAUGCUAGUCUCUGGGGGAGCAGCCAGUUGAGAUGACUAUAAGAAGAUGAUCAUGAUCUGUGGGAAGAGGGAAAGGAAGGAUGGACCCAACCCACAGCAAACCCCUUUAGCUGGUCUUCAGCCAAUGUCCUCUCUCUUAUUGCUGCCCUGAGACUCCACAUCCUGAGAUGCUCUCUUUGGAUUGCACUGGGGGCAGGGGUAGCUGGUGCAGUUCACACCACUAGAUGGUGACAUGACAAAGCCCUGGCUGGGAUGAUCUAGUUGGGGUUGGUCCUGCUUUGAGCAGGGGGUUGGAUUAGAUGACCUCUUGAGGUCUCUUCCAAUCCUAAUCUUCUAUGAUUCUAUGCUUUGUAGGUAGCAGAGGAUGAGCAUAUGGUUGAGCUGAGGCAGAGGCUGGGCUUCCAGCAGUGACCUUUAGACUGAGGUGCAUGUGUGAGUAUUAUGAAGCUUUUCCACACUUCUAUUUCUUUCGUUUCCCCAAAAGGCCUAGUCCUGCUAGAAUCUGAGUCUCCUCAAUGCUCUUGAGUCAAGGAUGCUCAGUGUAUUGCAGGGAGUCCUCAGCACUUAG